UUAUAAUUACAGUAAUUGACGUAGAGAUGACUUGCAUUUAAUAGUAACUGAAGUAAAAUUACAACGACUGCAGCCGUGGCGAUUGUAUUCCUGUAAUGUAUUAAAAGAUGAAUCUUGGAAUUCGUCAUUUAACCCCCAACUCCGGCCCCCUGAGCUCUCUGCCCUCUCCUUGCCCUCUGAACAAAGGGUCUAGACCAUUCGUUCCGUACAUUUUCAUCACUCGUAUUACGGGCGGGAAAUUAAAAAGAUUUACGAAUAAUACUUUUCUACAAAAAACAGUUCAGUUAAAUAUGUAAAGAUUACGAUCGAUGAUAUAACGUGUCCAUCGAUUGUAAAUACGAAUACAUAUAAAUCCAAAUAUAAUUUCUAUUUUUGAAUAUUGAAUAACCAACCCCUCUCAAGUUGCGUUCACGCAUCAACCUUCACAUUGAAACUUCAGCGGCAAGAUUUUUUUGCUUCAACCGUUCAGUUGCCAACCAUCAUUGCCGAAACACGCACGAUGGCGAAGAUUGCUUUCGUAUUUUUUUUUAUUUUUCAUUCAGCUGCAUGCGAUGAGUAUUCAUUACAAUAUUUCUCAAAUAUAGGUGAAAAGUUUGAGUUAAAGUUUUAUGAAGGCGUGGACUAUUUGGCCAGGUGGUUAGAAGGAUUCAAUGAUCGGCGAUGGGGGACCAGUGAGCUUGGGAGACUGCUACAUUAUAAUGAUAUUAAGCCGAAAAUCGACAAUGGCGGGAGAAGUGGUAAAAGCAUGAAGAAGAUGUCCAUGGCGAUGAUGCCACUGAUCUUCCACAUGGGAGCCUCCUCCACAUGGAUGUUGCUGACCAGCAUCAUGGCUGCCAAGUCUGUUGCCAUUGGGCUCGCGUUGUUGGUGUUUAAGAUCGCUGUCAGUUCUGCUAAGGUGGCGUCUUUCUUUACCAAGUUAAAGGCAAAACAUUCUCAUCCCGAAUGGUCCUGGCAGCCACCAGAAUAUGGUUCCACAAACGAGGAAUGGAGUGCGUACAGCCCAAAAUGGAAUGAGAAUGUAAUAACACAAACAGAAUAUAAGCCUAUACCAUUAUAUAGAAAUAAUGAAUUAGAGUCAUACGAUAAAAGAGAUAGGAAGUUCAAUAGAAAGUAA
Manduca sexta (tobacco hornworm) is the source of this 1114-nucleotide messenger RNA. RefSeq lists its product as uncharacterized. Bases 500 to 1114 code for a protein of 204 amino acids. The transcript has 4 exons. The record is from RefSeq and is a predicted model, not a curated record. NCBI's taxonomy places the organism in Eukaryota, Metazoa, Arthropoda, Insecta, Lepidoptera, Sphingidae.